UCCAAGCAAGCAAUGAAUAAUUCCUCUGUAAUUUCAGUCUUUUUCCUUUCAGGUUUGAAUGAAACAAGACACAUCAGAUCAGCUCUCUUUUUCCUCAGUUUGUUGUGUUACUGCAUAAUUAUCCUGGUAAACGUGUCUCUUAUUCUGAUUAUCAUUUUUGUUAACAGCCUCCAUGAACCAAUGUACAUUAUGUUGUGUGCUUUUUGCAUGAAUGGACUUUAUGGGACAGCAGGUUUCUACCCCAAAUUUCUGUGGGAUCUGCUCUCUCCUGUUCAUAUCAUCUCUUACUCUGGAUGCCUCAUUCAGGUACAAGUAAUGUAUUCCUUUGCCUGCAGUGAUCUGUCAAUCCUUGCAGUCAUGGCAUAUGACAGGUAUGUGGCUAUUUGUCGCCCUCUGGAGUACAACUCUGUCAUGUCAAAGCAAAGGGUUGUUAAGUUAUUGUGUUUUUCUUGGUUAACACCUUUCUGUAUUGUAGGAACAAAUAGUUUUCUGACAUCUAGACUGAAGUUGUGCAACUCAUUUAUUCCCAGAGUUUUCUGUGUGAAUUCGAGUGUUGUGGCACUUGCCUGCUUUCCCUCACAAACUAUUAUUAAUGGGAUAGUUGCAAACAUCACUAUAACCAUUUAUGUUUUUCAUGUUUUUUUGAUAAUUUGGUCCUACGUGUAUCUCAUUAAAACGUGCGCUAAUUCUAUAGAAAACAGAGCUAAGUUCAUGCAAACAUGUGUACCACAUUUAAUGUCUUUAUUAACUUUUGCUGUGACCAUCCUUUUUGACAUCAUGACAAUACGAUUUAGUUCCAAAGAAUUUCCUCAAUCCCUCCAAAACUUUAUUGCAAUAGAAUUUCUUGUCAUACCUCCCAUCAUGAAUCCUCUCAUUUAUGGUUUCAAGUUGACCAAAGUUCGGAAAAGGAUUCUUAAACUUAUUAGUUUUACACUAAGUUAA
Molecule: messenger RNA, 942 nt
Organism: Melanotaenia boesemani (Boeseman's rainbowfish)
Lineage: Eukaryota; Metazoa; Chordata; Actinopteri; Atheriniformes; Melanotaeniidae
Product: olfactory receptor 52D1-like
Exons: 1
Coding region: 13-942 (309 amino acids)
Biological process (GO): G protein-coupled receptor signaling pathway
Cellular component (GO): membrane
Molecular function (GO): G protein-coupled receptor activity; olfactory receptor activity
Source: RefSeq, a predicted model, not a curated record